Messenger RNA from Halichondria panicea, 3398 nucleotides. Its product is annotated as transient receptor potential cation channel subfamily A member 1-like. The transcript has 2 exons. Bases 145 to 3351 code for a protein of 1068 amino acids. The record is from RefSeq and is a predicted model, not a curated record. Gene Ontology annotation, molecular function: protein binding. Lineage: Eukaryota; Metazoa; Porifera; Demospongiae; Suberitida; Halichondriidae.
UGCAUACCAGCCACGCCCCCACUAUUGCAAAGGUUAUGAGGAGCCCACUCCCAAAAUGGCUGGAGGAGGUGUAGAGAUCUGAAGGUUGUCUAGCGCUGCAGGAGUAGAGGAGAUAUUCUCCAUCACCACCACUCUCCAGUUACCAUGGAGAUGAGUCACUCCGACACCCACCUGUUUGAGCUCGUGAGGACUGACAACAUUCAACAGUUGAAGACAAUCGAUUCUACAAAACUGAACAUUUGCAACGAUAAUGGUGCGACUUUGAUCCAUGCAGCCGUGGCCAGUCAGUCUCUGCAAUGUCUUCAAUUCCUCCUCAAUAACAGCACUAUCUCAGUGAAUACUCAGGACAGGAAUGGAGAUACAGCUCUACACAUUGCCAUGAGAACUGCUGGACCCCCUCAGACUAUGAGCCUGCUACUAGAGGGAGGGGCUGAUGACAGCCUCUGCAACAACCUCCAUGAACCACCUCUCACUCUGUUACUGCAGCGGGACAAUGCUACCAACCUACUAGCUGCAUUCUUGAAACACCCAGUACACCUUAACGUGGCAGGAGAACACGGAUACACACCACUGCACACAAUGGCAUAUCUAGACAAAACAGAAGCCCUUGAAAUGAUUUGGCCGGUAAUUACUCGGGAAGCCAGUGAACUAUUCCCCAGAGAUGCCCAUGGCAAGACACCUCUUCACACUGCAGCUAGUCGAGGCUCUCACAGAACACUGGACUUCAUGAUCACCCAGUCUGGUACUAACGUGCUGUAUCUAUUGGACGAUGGUUGGAAUACUCCACUACACACUGCGGUGGAAUACAAUCGCAUAGCAUCAGUUGAGGUUCUCCUCAAGCAUGGAGCCUCACCCACUAUCCUGAGAGGGGACAAACUUCCUCCCUGUCACAUGGCCUGUCAGCAGGACAAGAUGGAUAUUGUAGUAGCCAUGGUGGAACAUUGCGGGCCUGAGAUUAUGUCCAGUCGAGAUGCGGCUGGAGCCACCCCUCUGCAUUGCUGUAGCAAGAGUGUGUGUGAUCAAUUGUUUUCAUUUGUCAUUGAUAAUGGAGCUAAUAUCGACAGUCAGGAUAACAGUGGGAACACACCGCUACACAACGCUGUAACCCAUGGCAGUGUGUGGAGAGUGGAGGCUCUACUGGGCAAAGGUGCCGACCCAUCCAUCUGUAACGAGAGUGGCUACAAUCCGUUUCACCUCAGCCUGCAAUACUCGAGAGGGGAGAUAUUUAAGGCGCUAAUCAAGUCAGAACAUGCCCACACACUAUGUACAUCACCUGAUGCCAGAGGAGACUUUCCAGUUCAUUUAGCAGUGAGAAGCAAGUUCACGUUGCCUGUUCCAAUUCUGAUGUCAAUGAUGACCAAUAGUGACCCCUCUAGUUACAAGGAUGCCCAGGGCAACAAUGUACUCCAUGCUGCAGCAGAGUCUGGAGAUACUAACAGUCUAUCGCAUAUCCUCUCCCUACCGUGCUACAAAUAUCUACUAAACGGUCUAAACUCUGGUGGGAUGACUCCUCUACAUAUGGCUGCCUGCAACGGCUCUGUUGCCCCACUACAAGAGCUAAUUGAUCACGGAGCUAUCAUGCAAUACAGAUCUAGUCAUGGUGAUACCCCCUUUAUGUUGGCCUGUCUCAACGGACAUCUCAAAGCUGCUACUGUACUCUACAAUGCAUCGCCAUCUUCGAGGGACUCAGUACUCAACAAUGACGGAGAGAAUGCCUUACACUUGGCAGCAAGAAGCAAGAACACUGACGUCAUGACAAUGUGCCUUGAUAAAGGAAUAACCGUAACUUUGAACAAAUCUGGUGAAAGCUUCUUCGACACUGUCCUCAAGGAACAAGACACGGACUCUGUUGUUGCAAUACUACAACACGCUCGCUGGGAGGAGUGUCUCGAUGGAUGCUCCUCCCACUUGCCACACCCUAUUCUGAGAAUUAUUGAGGACGUUCCUGAAGCCUUCCAAGUGGUCCUGGAUCGCAGUGCAAGCCACUCCCUCCUCAGCCGUCAACAUCACGACUGGUGGGAGGAAUACCAUUUCAAGUAUCUCACACUCUCGUCAACUCCGCCCCCACAGGACGAUACUACGAACACUGUAACCAUGCCGACUAGUCAAGGGGUGUCCAGAAGGGACUCAUUUGCUGUCCUCAUUCAUCUGAUAAAGUAUCGACAUCAGAGCUAUCUACGCCACCCUGUCAUUGCCACCUACCUAUCCUGCAAGUGGCGGAGAUAUGCACGGCCGUAUUAUAUCUUCCGUUUCCUUCUUUUCUUCCUCUUCACUCUCCUACUGUCAGUAUUCAUUGGGAUUACUCCAGCCCCACUACAGACCCCCCUACUAACCAACCUCACUAUGAACAACCCCUCGGAAGGUUUCGGUGUACCCUCAAAUGUGCUGAGAUUUCUAACCAUUGCUCUAGCUCUCCUCAACCUGCUUGUCUGGGUGAUUGACGUCUAUGUCCUCGGCUUGGAUGCACUGAAGCAUGUCAUAUCGGAGAGUGAUGUAUGGAUACAUGGACUAACUCUACUGCUUACCCUUAUAUUCACGAUCCCAUGGGAGGGGCUGGACACACUGUAUUGGGAGGUGGGGGCAUUUGCCGUAUUCCUGGCGUGGAUUGCUGUCACUCUAAAUCUACAAUUGUUUACUUUUGUCGGUACAUUUGUCUCAAUGUUGCUAACGGUAACUCGGAAUGUAUUCGGUGUACUCUUGAUGACCUCACUCAUUGUAUGUUCAUUUGCCUUCCCUCUCUACAUCCUAUUGGCCACUGUACCUGACUUCACGUACACUAACAUCGGCACAUCCAUCUUCUCUGUAUUAGCAUCUCUGCACGGUGAACUCGACUAUAGGAACUUUUCUCUGCUCACUUUAAUGGGACAACUGCGAUUCUCUGUACUGGUAUUCCUAUUCCUAACACUGGCCACCGUUAUAAUGCCUAUUGUUGUAAUCAAUCUACUUAUUGGACUGGCCGUUGGUGACAUUGCUAGAAUACAGGAAGAGGCCAUUUUAUCUCAACGCACUAUUGAGGUACGAGCUCUGCAAGCACUGGAUAAGAGACUGCCAUUACCAAUCUUAAAGAUGCUACUACUGGAGAGUCACAUGCAUUUCCCUAACAGAAACUUUGUACACAAACUGACAAGAAUUGCACGGAAUAUGUGGAGUGAUUUCGACGACCCAUUGAACAAUGAACAAACUGUUGCUGUCAGAGAGAAGACGAGUGUACCUAAAGAAUACCAUACCAGGCUAUUAGUAUUGGAGGAGAAUGUUGCCACGGUGAUGGUACAGCAGAAACACCAACAAGAGACUCUGUCAAGGAUCGAGGAAAUGCUCAAGAAAGUACUUAAUAAACAGUCCAAUACCUAAUAUUUGUUGUUCAGUUAUUUUGUUUCAAUUACGAGUUGUGGUUAUUA